UCUACAACAGUCUCCACUUCCCAAGGCGUUCUUAUUCCCCAGAAGACUCCAAAGAUAUCUCAUCCUCCCACCAUGGAGCCAUCUGGAUCUACUGGGGUCUCACAUUGCCCCUCAUCAACAGAGGUAACUGGAGCCCUCGAGGCCAUAGCUCCCGUCCUGCAAGAAUUUUUCUCCCCCAAGUCUAUCUAG
Molecule: messenger RNA, 189 nt
Organism: Ilex paraguariensis (yerba mate)
Lineage: Eukaryota; Viridiplantae; Streptophyta; Magnoliopsida; Aquifoliales; Aquifoliaceae
Source: the annotation of a GenBank genome assembly